Mycotypha africana is the source of this 6022-nucleotide messenger RNA. RefSeq lists its product as uncharacterized. Gene Ontology annotation, cellular component: chromatin; nucleus. The transcript is spliced from 4 exons. The record is from RefSeq and is a predicted model, not a curated record. Gene Ontology annotation, molecular function: ATP hydrolysis activity; ATP binding; DNA binding. Gene Ontology annotation, biological process: chromatin remodeling. Lineage: Eukaryota; Fungi; Mucoromycota; Mucoromycetes; Mucorales; Mycotyphaceae. The coding region runs from base 6 to 5783 and encodes 1925 amino acids.
CACCUAUGUCUAUGAAUACCACUCCAUCUACGACUCCAUUAGCGAAUAAACUUCCUUUACAGCAGCCGCAGCCGCAGCAGCAGCAACCACCACCACCCUCUCAUUUGGGUAAUCAUCCCAAUAUGAUGUAUUCUAAUACGAUCAUGUCCCACCCAGGAAUGCAGCAGCAACAACUGCCCCCUCAGCAGCAAGCCAUGAGAAAUAAUGGUUAUAUGAAUCCUUAUGUGAACCAACAACCACAGCAACCUCAACAGCCACUACAGCCCAAUGGUUUUCCUAUGCUAGCGCCUCACCAAUUGCAGCAACUGUCGCCACAGCAACUUCAGGCCUAUCAACAACAAAUGCAACAGCAUAUCCAGCGUCAACAACAACAGCAGCAAAUGAUGAUGCAACAACAAGGCUUUGAUCCUCGCUACCAACAACAGUAUCAAAUGCAAGGAAUGCCACCACCACCACCAGCACAACAACAACAGCAACCGCUUCCCGCUCAUCCUCAUCAUCCUCAUCAGCAAAUCAUGAUGCGUCCCAUGCAUCCACAGCAGUUGCAACAAAUGCAGCACUUGCAGCAAAUGCAACAAUAUCGUCAACAUUAUCCUCAACAGAUACAUACUCAGCCUGUCGCUGAACGUCCUAAACGACCCGUCCGAAAUGCUUCAAAGAAGAAACGUUACGAAAUGUCAUCUGAUGAGGAAGACGAUUUUGAUCUUGAAGAGGAUGAAGAAUCGGAAUCGAGUGAGUUCAAUGAUAGUGACGACGAAGGCCAUUCCAAAAAGAAGUCGGCUGGAACACCAGCGACUGGAGAUGCAGAAGAAGAUGGUGUCAUGAUUCCUAUGGGCACGAAAGUGUUUGAGCGUAUUUUAGAUUAUCGAAGAAACGAAGAGACAAAUAAGGAAGAGUUAUUGAUCAAAUACAAAAACACCAGUUUUCUGCAUGUCGAAUGGGUGCCUCUGAAACAGAUUGAAGGCGAGCAUUUAGGCAAACAUCGUGUUAAAAAGUUCUUGCAAAAGUACCACCAAGAAGGAGAAAAAGGUGAAGAUUUUUCAGAACACUUGAAGAUCGAUAGAGUCAUUGAUGAUGGCGAAUUGGAAGAUCCUACCACUGGAGAAAGUCGAAUCUACUACCUUGUGAAGUGGAAUGGCUUGUUUUACGAUCAAUGUACUUGGGAAACAGAGGAAGAUGUACGUAGAAUAGAUAGUGUUUUGCUCGAUGAAUUCUUGUCACGGAAGGUGAUUUCUCCCGAAAAACUCGCACCACCACCUGCACGCCCUGAUCCGAGUCGAUUUAUUGAAUAUGCUGACUCACCACCUUACAAAUAUGACAACAAGCUACGACCCUAUCAGUUAGAAGGUCUGAAUUGGUUGAGAUUUUGUUACUAUACUUUCAGAUCGUGUAUUUUGGCUGAUGAAAUGGGCUUGGGAAAAACCGUACAAUCUGUUGCCCUUUUGAACGAUAUAUACAAUGCCAUUCAAAUUCGUGGACCUUUCCUUAUCAUCGCUCCAUUGUCCACUAUCCCUCAUUGGACUCGUGCUUUUAAAGCAUGGACUGAUCUCAAUGUCAUUGAUUUUCGCGGUAGUACUCUCGCUCGUAGCCUCAUUGUCGAGACCGAAUUCUUUUAUCAGGACAUGGAAGGUAAAAAUAUUCCCAACAAGUACAAGUUUGAUGUGCUUAUUACCACAUAUGAAAUGGCAUCUGCCGGAGCCAUGACCCUGAAAGACAUUCCUUGGCGUUGUGGCGUUUUCGAUGAAGCGCAUCGUCUCAAAAACAAAAAUUCUAAAGUACUCGAAAUUUUGAGAACAUUUUACAUGGAUCACAAGUUAUUGUUGACAGGCACACCUCUUCAAAACAAUCUGGGUGAAUUAUACAGCUUACUUAACUUCAUGCAACCGGAAAUUUUCAAUGAUGAAGCACGCUUCUUUGCUGAAUACGGUUCACUGAAUACAGCUCAAGAAGUGGAAAAGCUGCAAUAUUUGUUGAAGCCCAUCAUGUUGAGGCGUUUCAAAGAAGACGUAGAAAAGACCAUCCCUGUUAAGGAAGAAACUGUUAUUGAAGUUGAAUUGACAAAUCCUCAAAAGAAAUGGUAUCGUGCUAUUUUAGAAAAGAACUUUAGCUUCUUAAGGAAAGGAUCCAAAUCGAAUAAGGACAUGCCUCACCUUCGUAAUAUUAUGAUGCAACUGCGUAAAUGUUGUAUUCAUCCUUAUCUGUUAGAAGGCGCUGAAGAUGUCAUUGCUGGCGAAAGUAACGCUCAUACACCUGCUGAGCAAUUUAACUGCCUUGUGCAAUCAUCCGGUAAAUUGGUAUUGAUUGAUAAGCUCUUGAGAAAGUUGAUUCAGGGCAACCAUAAAGUCCUCAUCUUUUCUCAGUUCACUAGUUGUUUGGAUAUUCUUUCUGACUAUCUACGAGGCCGAAAAUAUGCGUAUGAACGUAUUGAUGGCAGUAUCCCUGGUGAACAACGUCAAGCUGCUAUUGAUCGAUUCUCGACCUUGCCUAUUGAAGAAUCUUUUGUCUUUUUACUUUGUACCCGUGCUGGUGGUGUAGGUAUCAACUUGACAGCUGCUGACACCUGUAUUAUCUUUGACAGUGAUUGGAACCCUCAAAAUGAUUUGCAAGCUCAAGCCCGUUGUCACCGUAUCGGUCAAACCAAACCAGUUCAAAUAUAUCGACUGAUCUGUGCCAACACCUACGAAAAGGACAUGUUUGAUCGUGCCGGUAUGAAACUUGGCCUUGAUAAAGCUGUCAUGGGCACUCAUGAUGACGGCUCUACCAACAAGACAGCAGAACUCAAUCGAAAAGAAAUUGAAGAUCUGCUUAAAAAAGGUGCUUACGGUGCUAUGCUGGACGAGGAAGAGAGUACCAAGUUUUGCGAAGAAGACAUUGACCAAAUUCUUGAACGUCGCACAAAGAUUAUCAAGCAUGAAGGCAACGAAAAGGGCUCCGUUUUCUCUAAAGCUACUUUCUCGGCUGCUGAUAACGAUACAGCCGGUGUAGAUCUGGAUGAUCCUGAUUUCUGGGAGAAAUGGGCAGCCAAAGCUCAAAUUGACACCACAGAAACUCCUGAAGAAAAUCCUCUGAUUGUAUCCGUACCACGUCGUAGGCGUCAAGUACAACGUUUUGGAUCGCGUCAGCACGAUGGUUCUUACUCGGACAACUCGGAUGAUUCCGACGCUGCCUACGAGGAUGAGGAUAGCACCACGGGUCGAUCCUCUCGUCGGGGCCGUAACAGUGACCAAGUUCGCCCUUGGACUUUGUCUGAAAAGACAAAAUAUGAGCGUAAACUGAUGAUCUACGGUUAUGGUGCCUGGGAUCAGAUGACGGUUCAUUUCUCUCGUCGUUCUGAAAAAGAUUUGAAGGCUGUGACCCGAGCGCUCAUGCGUAAAGUAUUGCCUACGUUAGAGAAUGCGAAAAAGAUCAGUGAGGAAGACCGCAAAUUGAUUGAUGAUAUCGAAGGUAUUUUGGAAAAUGAUGCUGAUGAUGAGGAGAAACGAAGCAGUGAUUCCGUCCCUUAUGCUGGUGCCACCAAGAAACAGAUCGCGGAGUUCAAAUCAUUUUUGAUCCAGGCACCGCCUGAAUACAUUGAUCACAUUGAGCGUAAGGGCCGAAACCUUCUCCUGCGUAUCCAAAUGCUUCACCUCAUCCGUGAUAAAAUUGUGCCUCAGGAUUGGGAAGAAGCAAAGGCUUUGGAAAUUCCUAAAGUGACUGGGUCGCCCCCUGCUAGCUGGUGGGGCUCUAAAGAAGAUCGUGAUCUCUUAUUGGGUAUAUGUAAACAUGGCUAUCAACAAUAUUUGGCUAUGCGUAAUGACCCUGAAUUCUGCUUCUACGGUCGAAAGUACGAUGACAGCCAGUCAGGUGGUCUAGAAGACGAUGACGGUCCUACUGCUGAUAAUAGUCGACAAGGCUCUGUCGAAGCUGUUAGUAAACGACCCGCCACCACCAAGAAAGUAUACGGUGUAAAGCAGGAUGAUGAUGACAGUGAUUACGAAGAUAAAAAAGAUCGCGAUUACGAGUCAGAAGAUGAAGAGUACGAAGAGGAUAUGGAAGAAGAAGAGUUUGAAGGCAAGAAACGCAGAAGACGCAGAAAAGUCAACAGACAACCGAAGGUUUAUGUGUGGCCUUCCAAAGCAGAUAUUGGUAUGCGUUUGCGUCGUAUUAUCGCAGCAUUUUUGAGGGAAAAGGCAAGCGAUUCACGUAAACGUCGCAUGCAGGAAAACAGACUGAAGAAGGAAAAUGAACGACAAACACGUCAACGCCAACGUGAAACAAGAAUGGCACAAAAAGAACGAGGAGGUAGACGCGGUGAUUGGUCCAAUCGCUGGACAAAGAAGAACAAGAGUGAUUUCCUCAAAACGCUCAUGUCUUUUGGAGUAGAGCGGGAUGGUGAGGAUGGUCUCAAAUGGGACCGAUUUAGAGAAAUCGCAGGAUUAGACAAGAAGUCGGAUGAAGCAUUGACAAACCAUUAUAGAGAGAUUAUGGCCUCUUGUGAAGAAUCAGUCAAGCGUCAUUCUGCCGAAAACGCUAAUAAUGCUACAGCUUUGUCAUCCACAAAUGAGGUCAAUGUCAGUGAAGGAGCAGGUGCUGAAGACACCCCAGUUUCUUCUCCUAAAGAGAAUGCAGAGGAAGCCACUAGCCGUGAAGCUAGUUUAGAACCCAACGACGAUAAUGAUGCCAAUGAAACUGGUGACUUGGUGCCUUUUGACAAAGCAAGACGUUCUAUAAAGCGUGUAGAACAAAUGAAUACUAUUCGUGAAAAAGUGAUAACCCAUGAAGAUUUGGAUAGCGUCCUCAGUAAAGCCAGAAAGACAUCCGGUCUUCCAAAUUGGUGGGAGGUACCUAAACACGAUAAAGCUUUACUAGAGGGUAUUUGUAAGCACGGUAUUGGACGUAACGAUUUGAUUAUUGAAGAUCCUGAACUCCCAUUUUAUCAUGUUAAGCAACGUUUGGAUGGCGAAGCUCAACAAGAGGAAAAUGCAGAGAGCGAUAAGAAAGAAAAUGGUGCAGAGAAAGAUGAUGCAGAAUCGACGUCGACCAUUGCAACAGGCAACAAUAUCAGCAACAGUGCAUUUGUCUGGCCAAGGGAUCUCGUUAUUGCUCGUCGUGUAGAUUCCCUUUGUGAUUUGGUUCUUAAUCCUAAACCAUUAACCAUCCGUCAAACAAGAAAACGUAGACACGCUGCUGCUACUGGUGAAACCGAUGAACAGAGAAAGAAAAUGAAAAGUUUGGACAGCAAUGCUAUUGUUGACAAAGAUGCUAUCGAAAGUGAAGAAGACGAUGAAAAUAAUGACGAUGAAACUGAGACGGCGGACGAAGAAAGCUUUAUCUUACCUACUGCUGCUGAAGCUGAAAAGAGAACGGAAGAACAGCAGACUGAAAAUGUUAAAGGCGAAGAUCACCUGAUGGAAGAAGCGAAAGAAGGGAUGCCUGAACUUACAGAAGUAAAAGGAGCCGUGGACGUUGAUAGCAAACCAAAUCAAAAUCAAUCCGAAAUGGAGAAGGAAGAAACUGAAACUACUGAUGUUGUUGGUAAUGCUGAGAAUAACAGUGUGAAGACGGAAAAUAUCGAACAGGUCAAGUCGUUGACACAGGAUGUAUCGCCUAGCGUAUCCGAUGCACCUGAAGUAAAGACAUUGGACAGCGAGGAUAUUGAAAUGAAAGAAGUUAACGCUGAAGAAGAGCAUCAGCCCAACUUUAGCAACAACGAAAGCAAUGAACAAACAGAGAAUGUAGAGCAAGGCAGCAAUAACGUUAAUGCUACUGCCAGCACGCCCGCAAAUACCAUUGCUCCCAUGUAAAUUCUAGUCUGCAAGGUUGAUCAUAGCCAAUAUCCUUAUCUGUUAUCCCUCGAUUCUUGAUCGCGCUGCUGCUUCCAUUAUUAUACACAUACUAUCAUUUCUCCGCCCUUAGAUCUCUUGUAUAGAAGCCUUUACAUUGAUCCCCAUACUUACUUCUUAAUUAUUUUGCACUCGUACUUUUUGUUUACAUGUACUUUUUGUUUAUAAUAAAACUUCUAUUUAUAUUUAAUGCUUUCAAG